Messenger RNA from Rosa rugosa (rugosa rose), 1062 nucleotides. RefSeq lists its product as uncharacterized. The record is from RefSeq and is a predicted model, not a curated record. The transcript has a single exon. Bases 1 to 1062 code for a protein of 353 amino acids. Lineage: Eukaryota; Viridiplantae; Streptophyta; Magnoliopsida; Rosales; Rosaceae.
AUGUGCACAAGGAAGGAAGACCUCUUUAUCUCAUUCUACUCUUCAAAGUCUCAUGUAUCUACUUCCUCAUCCACACCACCUAAGCAUGUUCACUUUGGGCCUACCACUACUAUUGCAUCAUCUUCUAGUGAUCGUAUGGGAAGCAAUACGGUGGAAGACCGGGGGAGAAAUAAGGUGGAAGACUCUUCUAAGGGCAAGCCUCAUGCUAAAAAUUCGAAGUCUACAUCAAAUGGGAGAAAUAAGGCGGAAGAUUCUCAUAUGACUAGUGGAGGUCCUAAGGAUAGGAGUACUUCGGUUUAUUCUUCACUAGGGGAGGCCAUGUUGGCUAUGGAUCCUAGUGGGACCGUGAGCACCCUUAAGGGUCCCAUGAGUAACUUGAAAUUUACCCCACCAUUAGUUUUCUCUCAAGACCUGAUUUUGCUAUAUCCUAAUGUGAAGAGGAUGCAAGACCUCAAGAAGAAAAAAGAGCGUCAAAAUGUGGAGUUCAUGGAAUUGUUCAAGAAGGUGAAUAUUAAUAUUCCACUUUUGAAUGCCAUUAAGCAAGUACCCGCAUAUGCCAAGUACUUGAAGGAAUUGUGCACAAACAAGAGAAGGUUUAAAGAUGAUGAGAACGUUUAUCUUAGAGAGGAGGCCUCAUCCAUAAUUCAACGAAGGCUGCCUCCUAAACUUGGAGAUCCCGGAUGCUUUACUGUCCCUUGUACCAUUGGAUUGAGAAAUUUUGAUAAGGCACUUCUAGAUCUUGGAGCGAGUAUCAACCUUAUGCCUUAUGAAGUCUACAAAACACUUGCUUUGAAGGAUAUUAAACCGGUCAAGAUUAGAUUGCAAAUGGCGGACCGAAGUGUGGUUUACCCAAGAGGAGUGGUAGAUGAUGUCUUGGUGAAAAUUGAUGAAAUAUUGGUACCCGCCGACUUUGUGGUUUUGGAUAUGGAGCCUUUGCAUAGUGAUAGUGAGGAGCUUCCCAUUAUUUUGGGGCGAGCAUUCAUGGCAACCGCAGGCACCAAGAUUGAUGUUCAAAAGGGAAUCUUAACUAUGACUGUGUUUGACAAGACUAUUGGGUUUUGA